AUGGCUUGCCAUUACCAGAAGCUGCUCUGGGGAGCUCUCACCCUUGGGGUGUCUGUUUCUGCUCUUCCAGGUCCAUUGAAAGCUAGUCGAGCUGAUGAAAACCCAUCACCACCCGUGGCUACCAUAAAAUCGAGCAAUUCACAAACAGAAACCGUCUUCGUCGGUCGUUCUCUGCCCGAAUUCGACCAGGAGUUAUUUCUCGGCGUCAAAUACGCAGAUAAACCUAUCCGGUUCACCCCAUCAUCUCUGAAGACAGUUUAUACUGCCAGCGAUAGUGACUCUGGGCUAUAUACGGCCUCAGUAGAUGACUUGAACAUAUCCCAGGAGGCGGUACUUUACAAUGCUACAGAAUACGGCUACGAAUGCCCUGGAUACGGGUCCGAUGAGACCAAACUGGUCGACAUGGGCUUGAUACAACUGAACGAAGAUUGCCAUAAUCUGAACAUUAUUCGGCCUAAGCUACAGCCCAACGAGACUCAACUGCUCCCGGUCAUGUUAUGGAUUUUCGGAGGUGGAUGGCAACAGGGCGCAACGGCGGACCCGAGGUACAAUAUGAGUUACAUUGUUCGUCAGGGCGCGUUGAACGAUAAACCUGUCCUGGGAGUUUCGAUUAAUUACCGAUUGGCAGCUUUUGGUCUUUUGGAUUCUGAGGAGCUUCGGGCUUCCGGAAAUAACAAUCUUGCUCUUCGAGAUCAGCGAGUUGCGAUGCGGUGGGUGAAACAGAAUAUCGAGGCGUUUGGUGGAGAUCCGGAUAAGGUCACGAUCUGGGGGGAGUCUGCGGGUGCCUAUAGCGUUGGGGCGCACUUGGUUGCGAAUGACGGGGACAAUGAAGGCCUUUUCCGAGCAGCAAUCAUGGAGUCCGGAAAUGCCAACGGGCCACCCUGGAAUGGGACAGACUGGUACCAGCCAAUGUACGAUCGCAUUGUGAAAGCAACGGGCUGUUCUUCUUCGUCAGACACACUUCAAUGCCUACGCGAUGUAUCAUAUGAAACACUAUACGAUGCAGCAUAUGAAGGACUAGAGUGGUUCGCAGCGAUCGAUGGUACAUUCAUCAAGGAGUAUCCCCAGAUAAGCAUCACGCAAGGGAACAUGGCCAAAGUGCCCAUCCUCCUGGGAACAAACACAGACGAGGGAACUAGUUUCGGUACAACAGGGACGAAUACGGACGAUGAGUGUAUUGAACAGCUUAUUUCAUCAAAACGCUGGGUGCUUGAUCGUGAGCAAGCCACCAAACUUCUUACGUUCUAUCCCAAUGACCCUGCCCUGGGAUGCCCAUACGGAUGGGGAAAUACCACAUGGCCAGAUCUAGGACUCAUGUAUAAGCGAUAUGAGUCGAUGGCAGGCGAUCUUACCAUGGUCGGACCGAGGCGGCUCCUCGCACAAAAUAUGGCCAAGUAUAAAAACGAGGUUUACUCUUAUAGGUGGGAUGUGCCUGCUUUGAAUACAUCCAGCACUAUUGGAGUGGGUCACUUCGCGGAGAUUCCCUUUGUAUUCGCCAAUCCGGUCCAAAAUAUCACACCACUGGGAGACGAUCCCGCCCGUCUUGAGCUUGGUAACCUGGCCGCUCGAAUGUGGACCUCGUUUGUUGCCGAUUUAGACCCCAAUGGGCAUAAUGUUGCAAAUAUUCCCGUAUGGCCGCAGUAUUCUCAGGAAACAUCGAACUUCGUGUUCCGCCUGCCUAAGGAUGGAAGUUAUAUCGAGGCUGACACAUACCGAGAGGAUGGCAUUGAGUAUAUCAACAGCAUCCCCAGGUAG
This is a messenger RNA of Aspergillus pseudonomiae, 1755 nucleotides long. RefSeq names its product putative triacylglycerol lipase (LipA). Lineage: Eukaryota; Fungi; Ascomycota; Eurotiomycetes; Eurotiales; Aspergillaceae. The transcript is spliced from 9 exons. The record is from RefSeq and is a predicted model, not a curated record. The coding region runs from base 1 to 1755 and encodes 584 amino acids.